Molecule: messenger RNA, 945 nt
Organism: Talaromyces atroroseus
Lineage: Eukaryota; Fungi; Ascomycota; Eurotiomycetes; Eurotiales; Trichocomaceae
Exons: 4
Coding region: 1-945 (314 amino acids)
Source: RefSeq, a predicted model, not a curated record
AUGCCUAACCUCGAGCAGUUUGUCGACUUCAAUCCUGAAAAGGAGAUCCCAAACCUACACGGCAAGGUCAUAUUUAUAACGGGGGGAACAUCAGGACUGGGGAGAGCUUCCGUGAUAGGUCUUGCGAAGCAUGAUCCGGCACACAUAUACUUCAGUGGCCGAAACUCCGAAGCAGCUCAAGAACUGAUUCGAGAAGUACAAACGGAACAUCCUUUAGUCCAGACGACCUUUAUUAAAAUGGACAUGACAUCAUUAGCUUCCGUAAAGAAAGCUUGCGGUGAAUUCGUGAAUGAUCGGCUUGAUGUCCUCAUGUGCAACGCAGGUGUCAUGUUUAUUCCUCCUGGCGUGAGCUCGGAUGGUUUCGAGCUCCACUUUGCUAUCAACCAUUUGGGUCAUGCAAUGAUCAUUAAUGAGCUCCUACCAGUGUUAAGAAAGACUGCCCAAUUGCCCAAUUCUGAUGUACGUGUUAUGUCCUUGACAUCAACGGCUUGGAAAAGCCACCCGAAGGAUGGCGUCACCUUUUCCACGCUUCGUACCCCGCAGAAAGGAUUCAUGGGAGCAUUAUUGAGAUACGGACAAAGCAAGCUUGCCAAUAUUGUCUAUGCUGCUGAGCUUGCUCGUCGCCACGCAGACUCAGGCAUAAAGUUCAUAUCUGUCCACCCAGGUGCUUCGCACACCCCCUUGACAACGAGACCUCCUUUACAUCUAAAGUUACUCGUGAUCAUCGUUUUAUGGUUAAUGGGAGCGACCUUUAUGGAGGAAGAUAAGGGUCGCCUAAGCCAGCUUUGGGCGGCAGCUGGAGCCAAGAAAGAGCAGUUAACGAAUGGAGGAUUUUACAUGCCUGUUGGACGAUUGAGUGACGACAGGCUAGAUGAGACUGCCAGUAGUCCAGAAUUGGCUAAGAACUUGUGGACUUAUACUCAGGAUGUUUUGAGCAAGUUUUAA